AUGCCUGCUCCCACGCUUCUCAACGGCUCUCAGAGGCGGCCGGAACUGCACCUCGUUAGCGACGAGGACUCCGUAUACGAACAGGAUAUCCUGCGAAGCCCUGGAAGCAUCAAGCCGUGGCUUGCCUACAUUCAGUUCAAGUCCCAACAUGGAACUGUACACGAACGCGCUUUCGUGCUCGAACGAGCCUGUCUCCAACUCCCCCGGUCUUACAAGCUAUGGAAGAUGUAUCUUACCUUUCGCACCAAGCACGUUUCGAAGCUAAAUGCUGCCAUUUUCCCCGCCGAGUACCGAAAAGUCAAUGCCUUAUUCGAGCGCGCGCUCAUUCUGUUGAACAAAAUGCCUCGCAUCUGGGAGCUAUAUCUGAAGUUCUUGCUUCAGCAGCCGCUGGUCACGACCACCCGACGCACUUUCGAUCGAGCCCUUCGCGCCUUGCCGAUUACCCAGCACAAUCGAAUCUGGGCUCUCUACAAGCCGUUCAUCAACUCUGCUGCAGGAAUCAGCGCCGUCAAGGUGUGGCGCCGCUACAUGCAAAUACACCCCGAGGACGCCGAAGACUUCAUCGAGCUCCUUGUGCAGGUCGGCUUCUACACUGAAGCCAUCAAGAAGUACAUGGACAUCCUCAACAAUCCGCGCUUCACUAGCAAGCAAGGGAAAGGGCACUAUGAACUGUGGAGCGAAAUGGUGGACUUGAUGGUCGAGCACGCGGCGGAUAUUGAAACCGGUCACGAAACGGGUAUUGAUGUUGACAGGAUCGUCAGAAGCGGCAUUGUCAGGUUCGCCGAUCAACGAGGAAAACUCUGGUGCGGCCUAGCGACUUACUGGAUCCGACGAGGCAGCUUCGAGCGCGCCAGAGACGUGCUCGAGGAAGCCAUCACCACGGUAAUGACGGUCAGAGACUUCACGCUUGUUUUCGAUUCGUACACCGAGUUCGAAGAGUCCAUCAUUGGAGCCCUAAUGGAGGUAGCCUCGGAGCGUGCCGACAACGGUAUCGUGGACGAGGAGGCAGAUUUCGAACUCGACAUACGGAUGAUGCGGUUCGAGCAACUCAUGGACAGACGGCCAUUCCUUCUCAACGACGUAGUCCUGCGCCAGAACCCCAACAACGUGUCUGAGUGGGAGAAGAGAGUGGCUCUCUGGGGCGACAACCAUCUCGAAGUCGUUCAGACAUACACAGCCGCCAUCGCCACGAUACAACCGAAAAAGGCCGUCGGGGCCUUCCAUCAGCUUUGGGCCAAUUACGCCAAAUUUUACGAGCGUGGUGGUGACAUACGCAAUGCGCGCAUCAUCAUGGAGAAAGCCGUCAAAGUCCCAUUCAAGUCCGUUGCCGAAUUGGCUGAUAUGUGGAUUGAAUGGGCUGAGAUGGAAUUGAGGAACGAGAACUUUGACGAUGCCGUACGAAUCAUGGCCAAGGCUGUCCAGGCACCGAAGAGAUCCACAGUCGACUACUUUGACGAGACGCUAUCGCCGCAGCAGCGUGUGCACAAGAGCUGGAAGCUGUGGAGUUUCUACGUGGACCUCGUGGAGAGUGUCAGCACUGUGGAGGACACACGAAAGGUCUACGAGCGCAUCUUUGAGCUGCGAAUCGCGACACCGCAGACAGUGGUCAACUAUGCGAAUCUGCUGGAAGAGCACCAGUACUACGAAGAGUCGUUCAAGAUUUACGAACGUGGCCUGGACCUCUUCAGUUACCCAGUUGCCUUUGAGCUGUGGAAUCUCUACCUUACAAAGGCCGUGGAUCGCAAGAUCGGUAUUGAGCGUCUGCGCGACCUCUUCGAACAGGCCAUUGAAGACUGCCCACCCAAAUUCGCCAAGGUCAUCUACCUCAUGUACGGCAACUUGGAAGAGGAGCGGGGCCUCGCGAGGCACGCUAUGCGCAUCUACGAACGCGCAACGCGUGCGGUGGCGGAUGAGGAUCGGGCAGACAUGUUCAACUUCUACAUCACCAAGUCAGCGUCUAACUUUGGCCUGCCAUCGACGAGGCCAAUCUACGAAAAGGCGGUUUCCACUCUACCCGACAACGAAGCACGGGAUAUGUGCCUAAAGUUUGCCGACAUGGAGAAGCGCCUUGGCGAGAUCGAUCGGGCGAGAGCCAUUUACGGUCACGCGUCACAGUUCUGUGAUCCACGCACCAGUCCAGCUUUUUGGACCAAGUGGGAGUCAUUCGAGGUGCAGCAUGGCAACGAGGAUACGUUCAAGGAAAUGCUCCGUAUCAAGCGAAGUGUGCAGGCGCAGUACAACACGGACGUCAAUUUCAUCGCGUCGCAAGCGCUUGCGCGUAGUCAGCGGAGACCGGAGGACUCGGGCGAUGCCGAGGUGGACGAUGCCAUGGCGGCACUUGAGCGACAAGCAAGAGCACCAGCCGGGUUCGUGGCUGCCAGCGACGCUACCAAGAUGAGCAGCACAUUGGAAGCACCGCCAGCACCGGCGAAUCCGGACGCUAUCGACAUUGACGACCUUGACGAGUAA
Messenger RNA from Colletotrichum abscissum, 2469 nucleotides. RefSeq names its product pre-mRNA-splicing factor SYF1. Gene Ontology annotation, biological process: generation of catalytic spliceosome for first transesterification step; mRNA splicing, via spliceosome. The record is from RefSeq and is a predicted model, not a curated record. Bases 1 to 2469 code for a protein of 822 amino acids. Gene Ontology annotation, cellular component: post-mRNA release spliceosomal complex; U2-type catalytic step 2 spliceosome; Prp19 complex. The transcript has 3 exons. NCBI's taxonomy places the organism in Eukaryota, Fungi, Ascomycota, Sordariomycetes, Glomerellales, Glomerellaceae. Gene Ontology annotation, molecular function: protein binding.